Molecule: messenger RNA, 930 nt
Organism: Wasmannia auropunctata (little fire ant)
Lineage: Eukaryota; Metazoa; Arthropoda; Insecta; Hymenoptera; Formicidae
Exons: 4
Coding region: 182-679 (165 amino acids)
Source: RefSeq, a predicted model, not a curated record
AGCGCACAGCAUCAGGCUAAGCGUGUACGCAUGGCAUACGCGAACACGCAGCAAAGGAAAGAGGAUGACAGUCCGAUUCGCGGUAGUUGGACAAUUCGCGCAUGGAAUUCCAGCGUCGUAUGAGCCCUGAUUGUAUUUGUCCUCGCUUCGUGUUUCUCGCGAUCCUGUGACCCGGAACGAGAUGUCGAGUUACUCGUACUACUAUGUGAAAACUAUUGUCGAAGAUGGCCGUCCACAGAAAACAUAUAAAUUUGCAAAAGGAUAUCCUGUACAAGCAACAAAGGACGCGUGGUCGACAUUAGGUCGCUACAAUCUUCUGUCACGUUUAUUACGAGGAGGGCUCUCCGGUUCCGGCGAUGUGCAUCAUCCUGCCAAUACUACCUUCAAGGAAUCCCUUAUAAGGGAAAGCGGUUCAAUGUGGUGCACGUGUAAGCAAGCGCCCGUAUAUUGGCGCCGCGUAAGCGAAAUAGUUCGGGCGGUUGAAAAGGGAAGGGACAGAGUGAAUCUCACCGGAUAUGCCAGCCAGUGUAUCACGUACCACACGCUCGUCCGCGUCCAUUUCGGCACGAUUGCGUGCAGUACAAAAUCGGUAUCAUCUGGUGUCGUCAUCUGCGACCAAGUUUUCGAAUUGCGACCCGAAUUGCGCGAAAAAUCGGUUAACACAUUUGUGAUACGAUGAUCCGCAAAAUACUCACGAUAUUGAUCUUCUUACAUAAACAAGCAUAAUUAUAAGGAUUGCAUCUAAAUUAUGAGAUGAGAGAUGAAGUUCAUCUUUAAUACCUAUGACACAGUGACCAUGACACGCAUGAGGGUGCGCCAUCGGAUCGAUAGAACGUUCGGCAUAGUGCCACAAUUUUAACAGCACUAAAAAAAGAGUGUAGUUUUCGGAUUAUCGCACGAAAUAAAGAAUUAUUGUGAAAAAGCCUAAAA